AUGGCGAGACAAAAGCGUCCUCCAGUCAGGCGGUCACGCCCCUCUGUCGCUGGCCCCGAUGCAAUCGACCCAGGCCCUAUAGUCUCAAGAUACAUGCUCGAAGAUCUGAACAAAGAAGGCUACAUCAACUAUCCCGUGGAGACGACAGUCACUGGACUCGAUCUCGCCUUCGGAUAUGGUGCAAUCAUAAGACAAGCGGAGGAGCAGAGGGGUCAUCACCAUCCUGGAGAGCCAUACCACAUCCAUCCAUGUCUACAACGCAGCCAAUGGAAAGCCAUGAACGAUGAUGAAGAUUGGGAAGCUAUCUUGCCGUCUAUUGAGUUGGCUUCGCGGUUCUUGGAUGAUCUUGCAAUCACCCCUUUCUUCGCUGGCUUGGCAGGCAACAAUGUCAGGAAGCUAGAUGAUCCUACACAUCAAAAGACUCACAAUUGGGUGUUUGCCCAGUGGGAAUACGAUGACACGGUUGGUAGGGAGAACAUUACUGCUACUUAA
Molecule: messenger RNA, 492 nt
Organism: Aureobasidium melanogenum CBS 110374
Lineage: Eukaryota; Fungi; Ascomycota; Dothideomycetes; Dothideales; Saccotheciaceae
Exons: 1
Coding region: 1-492 (163 amino acids)
Source: RefSeq, a predicted model, not a curated record